AUGGCAAGCAAAGGACCCACAACCUCUACAUCAACAAAGAACUCCAGUACUGGAGGGACCAGUGGCAGCAGUAGCAGUAACGGUGCUGGGGACAAUACUAAUCAGGACAACACUUUUGAAUGUAACAUCUGUUUAGACACUGCCAAGGAUGCAGUUAUCAGCUUGUGUGGACAUCUUUUCUGCUGGCCUUGUUUACACCAGGGAUUCCAGGGCUUUGGGUUUGGCGAUGGCGGCUUCCAAAUGUCAUUCGGAAUUGGGGCAUUUCCCUUUGGUAUAUUUGCAACAGCAUUCAACAUAAACGACGGGCGACCUCCUCCAGCUGUUCCUGGGACUCCUCAAUAUGUGGAUGAACAGUUCCUAUCCCGCCUCUUCCUGUUUGUGGCUCUGGUGAUAAUGUUCUGGCUGUUGAUUGCAUAAAUCUUUUCCAUUAUUCUGUAUGUUCAUGGCCAGCGAGGCCACUGGAACAGUUACAAACUGCAUCCCCAUCCCAUAUUAAACCUCUUGGUGUCUGGUUCCAUAGCUUAACUAUGGGCUUCAGGAAUUGGUGGUACCACAGCACGAUGAGGAAUCUCCCAUUUUUCACCAGAAUUGGAAAUUAAUCAUUGGUUAAAAAGUGUAUUUCAGCUCAGCUAUCUUGUACAACAGGUUCCUGCCACAAACCAUGGGCCUAGCUUUGAGCUCUGCUCCUAAAAGGAGCGCUGCUUUGAAAUCCUGUGCCAAUCAGUGACACCAGGUUUAUGUGAAAGACAGUUGCCCCAAGGUAGACUGGGCAGGUAAGGAAACUUUCGCAGUGUGAUCAGUAUCUCGUGCUUGGCAACCACGAUGGAUCUGCCAGAGCUGCAGAUGUUAUUUAAUGUCUUCACAUCAACAUCCAACCUUCUUCAGGAAAUCAUCUGCAGCACUGCUGAGACUCUCUGGGCACAGCACGUGAUGCAAAAUGGAACCAUGUUUGGAGACUGGUUUCUUUCCUUGCUGUUAUUUUCCAGCGUGAUGGAAAACCCCUCCUGAAGCGGUUCUAAUGGCUCUU
Molecule: messenger RNA, 1027 nt
Organism: Antrostomus carolinensis (chuck-will's-widow)
Lineage: Eukaryota; Metazoa; Chordata; Aves; Caprimulgiformes; Caprimulgidae
Gene: RNF185
Product: ring finger protein 185
Exons: 4
Coding region: 1-417 (138 amino acids)
Biological process (GO): ubiquitin-dependent protein catabolic process
Cellular component (GO): endoplasmic reticulum
Molecular function (GO): ubiquitin protein ligase activity; metal ion binding
Source: RefSeq, a predicted model, not a curated record